Messenger RNA from Nanorana parkeri, 1658 nucleotides. It is a transcript of the gene MGAT3, whose product is annotated as mannosyl (beta-1,4-)-glycoprotein beta-1,4-N-acetylglucosaminyltransferase. Gene Ontology annotation, biological process: N-acetylglucosamine metabolic process; protein N-linked glycosylation. The coding region runs from base 34 to 1560 and encodes 508 amino acids. NCBI's taxonomy places the organism in Eukaryota, Metazoa, Chordata, Amphibia, Anura, Dicroglossidae. Gene Ontology annotation, molecular function: beta-1,4-mannosylglycoprotein 4-beta-N-acetylglucosaminyltransferase activity. Gene Ontology annotation, cellular component: membrane. The record is from RefSeq and is a predicted model, not a curated record. The transcript is spliced from 2 exons.
AAGCUUGGGAAGUAUUGUGAAUGUGCCGUGGACAUGCGUCUCAGGAUGAAGAUGAGGUGGCACAAGAUGUUCCUGCUACUUUGUAUGGCUGGCCUUUGUGUGAUCUCUGUACUUCAUUUCCUGAAGGCUCUUUCCUAUGUUUCUCUAUCCCGGGAAUUGGUUUCACUGAGUCCAAACUUCAUCUCUGGCUUCUUCUGGGAGUCGCGACCCUUGUUACUUCAACAUGUAGAAAGGAUGGAUGAUGGUGCCCAGCUUUUGCGCACUCCAGGUUACUAUUGGCCCCCUCAGCUUUCUGCUCAGCAACCCAAGCCUCCACCUUCAUCACAUGGCGAAGGUCUUCGCAUAGAGGACAUGCAUCUGAAAGAAUUUGUGUUGCAGGAAGACACAGCAGAGUAUUUUGUGAGAACCAAAUCUGGAGGUGUAUGCUUCAAACCAGGUACAAAGUCACUAGACCGCCCACUUUCUGAGAGACCAGAAAAAACCUCUCCACGCAAAUCAUCCUCUGGUGUUUUGCGGCAGCAACAACAGCAAACCCAGAGACGUAGGAAAUGGGUGGAGUGUGUGUGUUUGCCAGGGUGGCAUGGACCUAGUUGCGGGGUGCCCACAGUUGUUCAACACUCCAACCUCCCAACAAAGGACCGGUUAACACCACGCCUAAAGCCACGUCGUGUUAUUAAUGCCAUUAACAUCAACCAUGAAUUUGACCUCCUGGAGGCACGGUUCCAUGAACUUGAGGGGGCUGUGGAUGUCUUCUUAAUAUGUGAAUCAAACUUCACUGCUUAUGGGGAACCACGACCUCUCAUAUUCCGCCAAAUGCUUUUCAAUGGAACGUUUGAUUAUAUUAAAUCAAAAGUGAUGUAUAUUUUCUUGGACCACUUCCCAGAAGGGGGUAAACAGGAUGGGUGGAUAGCAGAUGACUAUCUACGAACAUUCCUGACUCACAAUGGAAUAUCUCGAUUAAAAAAUUUGCGAGAUGAUGAUCUCUUUAUCAUAGAUGAUGCUGAUGAGAUCCCAAGCAAAGAAGGUGUACUAUUCCUUAAACUUUAUGAUGGGUGGACAGAGCCCAUUGCUUUUCACAUGCGCAAGUCACUGUAUGGCUUCUUUUGGAAGCAACCAGGAACCCUGGAAGUAAUUUCUGGCUGCACCAUUGGAAUGCUUAAUUUAGUAUAUGGCACAGACGGCAUACGCCUCCGCCGAAGGGAAUACUAUACUAUGCCCAACUUUCGUCAGUAUGAGAACAAAACAGGACAUAUAUUGGUUCAGUGGUCUUUGGGAAGCCCUUUACAUUUUGCUGGCUGGCACUGCUCAUGGUGCUUCCCACCAGAAGGAAUCCAUUUCAAACUGAUUUCUGCACAAAAUGGGGAUUUCCCAAGAUGGGGGGACUAUGAAGACAAAAGGGAUCUGAACUACAUAAGGUGGCUUAUAAAGACAGGGGGUUGGUUUGAUGGGACCAAACAAGAGUAUCCAGCGGCUGACUCACAUGAGCAUAUGUAUGCCCCGAAAUUUAUCAUGGAAAACACCAAACAUUUUGGAUAUUUAAUUAAAAACCCUUAUAGCUGAGGUGCUUUUUGGGAAGGGAAUGCUAUAAACGGUACAAUUAUCUUCAACUGCUUUGAAUAUCCAUUUAGGAUUCUUUUUGUUUAUUUGCACUCUCAUAG